Lutzomyia longipalpis is the source of this 3237-nucleotide messenger RNA. Its product is annotated as chromatin-remodeling complex ATPase chain Iswi-like. Bases 66 to 3089 code for a protein of 1007 amino acids. Gene Ontology annotation, molecular function: chromatin binding; ATP binding; histone binding. Gene Ontology annotation, biological process: regulation of transcription by RNA polymerase II; nucleosome organization. The record is from RefSeq and is a predicted model, not a curated record. NCBI's taxonomy places the organism in Eukaryota, Metazoa, Arthropoda, Insecta, Diptera, Psychodidae. Gene Ontology annotation, cellular component: chromatin; nucleus. The transcript has 5 exons.
CGCUUUUUAUUCGUGUUCGCUCUUUGUUCGGUUCUGUUCAACGUUGUGAAAAAUUGAGUGAAAAAAUGGAAAAAAUGGAGGAAAAUGUGAUGGAAACCGGUGAAAUGGCUGUCCAGGAGACUCCUUCGGCUCCACCCGAGAAAACGGAGAGGGAAUUGCGAAUGGAACAACUCCGUUUGGAAAAAGCCGAGGAAGUCGCUGUGUACAAUGAAAAUGUUAACCGGAACAUGGAAAAUCGUCUGGAGUACCUCCUCCAACGGACGCAAAUCUAUGACCAUUUUAUUAGCAACAAUAGGAGGCGCGAAGAAAUGGUUCAAAGGGCACGAGCAAACAAGUCUAGUGAAUCAAAGACAAUCUUUCGUUUUUCGAAAACUCCUGAUUUUAUAAAAAAUGGGGACAUGCGCGACUAUCAGGUGGAGGGGCUUAAUUGGAUGAUUUCAUUGUACGAAAAUGGCAUCAGUGGGAUUCUGGCUGAUGAGAUGGGGCUGGGGAAGACGCUGCAGACAAUCUCGUUCCUUGGUUACCUCAAGCACACGAAGAAAUUGUCAGGACGCCUCAAGUAUCUUGUGAUGGUGCCCACAACAACCAUACAGAAUUGGUUGAAUGAAUUUGAGCGCUGGUGUCCAACUCUUAAGGUAGUGGACCUCCAGGGUGAGAAGAAUGAACGAAAGGCACGCAUACAAGAUGAGAUUUUGCCAAAGAAUUGGGAUGUUCUCCUCACAUCCUAUCAGAUGUCCUACAUUGAGAUAGGUCUCCUGAAGAAGUUUAAAUACCACACUGUCAUCCUCGAUGAGGGACACAGGAUUAAGAAUGAGAACUCCCUCACAGCUCGCAAGCUGAGAGAGUUGGAGAGUAAUCACAGAAUGAUACUCACGGGAACACCAAUACAUAAUUCUGUCCAUGAACUCUGGGCCCUCAUGAACUGGCUCCUUCCGGAUAUUUUCAACAGUGGCGAUGAUUUUGACCGUUGGUUCCAGAAUAUGGAGUGCAUCAACAAUGAGACCGUCAUUGAGCGCCUCAAGACCAUCAUUAGGCCUUUUGUGCUGCGUCGCAUUAAGUCGGAUGUGGAGAAGUCAAUUAAACCAAAGUGUGAGCUCAAAGUCUACGUGGGGAUGACAAAAUUGCAGCGGGAGUGGUACCAAAAGGUUCUCCUUAAAGAAGUCACCCAAAUGGACGGAUAUGGGAAUUUUAACAAAGUAAAGCUUGACAAUCUCCUGAUGCAUCUGCGCAAGGUGGCAAAUCAUCCGUACCUAUUUGAUGGUGCAGAAGAAGGUCCUCCUUUUACGGCAGGAGAGCAUUUGGUUACAAACAGCGGCAAAAUGGUGAUUAUGGAUAAAUUGCUGGCACGUCUUAAGGCAGAAGGAUCGCGUGUACUGAUCUUUUCACAGAUGGUACGGAUGUUGAACAUUAUUGAAGAUUAUUGCAACUAUCGCGGUUACACCUACUGUCGCAUCGAUGGAGCAUUGGUUGGUGACGCCAGAAAUGAAGAAAUUGAGAAAUUCAACAAACCCGGCAGCGACAAGUUCCUCUUCCUGCUGUCCACACGUGCUGGUGGACUGGGUAUUAAUCUUGCCACUGCAGACAGUGUCAUCAUCUACGAUAGCGACUUCAAUCCCCAAAUGGAUUUGCAGGCAAUGGAUCGUGCCCAUCGAAUUGGCCAGACCAAGCAGGUGCACGUGUACAAGUUGAUUCUUGAGAAUUCCGUUGAUGAUCGCAUUGUGGAGGCAGCAGAUAUGAAAUUUACUCUUGAUCAGAAACUCAUAAAGGGUGCCCCAUCGCUUACACGUGCUGGCUUGGUGAAGAAGAUUCUCACAAAGGAAAUGGGUCAAGUACUCGAGGAGGCGCACACAAUGAUGGCAGAUGAGGAUUUGGAUACGAUUCUCGCGAGAUGUGAGGAGCGCCAAAAGAAGGAGUUGGAAGAGAAAUCCGAUCAGAUGGUGCUGCAGCACAAGUAUGAGAGUAUUUACAAAUUCGAUGGGGAAGAUUUUAAGGAGAAGCGCGAAAAGAUAACGGAGAAAGUGAGGCUGGAGGCACCGGAUGUUCCACGAUGGAGUCGAAAGGGACGCAAACGAUCCAGUUAUGCAUCCAAACUGUCUCAUCUACCCUACUACAUACAAACUUAUGAGCCCCAUUGGUUCUUUCCCAAAGCCCUCCAGAGGUACACUGAGAGGGAGAAGCUUCUCUUCAUGCAAGUCAUGGGGCAUCAGACUGAUGAUUACGAGAUGGAACACAAGAUUGCACAGGCACAACCGUUGACUGUUUCAGAGCGUGAGCACUACGAUUCCCUCCUUGCUGCUUCUUUCAAGCAUUGGACAAAGGAACAUUUUGAUAAAUUUAUCACGGCUUGUGCAGAACAUGGGCGAAAUAAUAUUAAGAAAAUUUCAACGUCCGUAAGUGGGAUGCAUCCGACGGAAGUACAGCUGUACUGGGAGGCAUUCUGGAAGAACUACAAGCAGUUGCCGGACUAUGAGAAGUACAUCAGGCGUAUUGAAUUUGGGGAAGCCUUGUUGGCUACUCGAAAUGUUAAGAAGCAGCACCCAUCUAAUGGGAUUGACCUCUCCGGUGCUCUCAGUGGCCCAAGUUGCUCCAACAGUGCCCCCAGUGGUACAAGUGGCACUACUGAUUCCAACAGUGGUCCCAGUGGUCUCAGCGCAAUACAGAACUCACCAAAUGGUACACUGAAGCAACCAUUUGAUCAAAAACUCAACACGAUUCCAAAUUCUUUCCAUGGAGGCCCUCUACAGAUUGGGCAGAAGCGUCCACAUGAAAGCGUCAAUGUAGCUGAUGCCAGCUCUCCAAAACAGAGGAAAAUCUACAUUUUGCAGCCAACAGAAAUCAAUAAGAAUGUUAUUUCGAUCAAACAAGCACAAAUUGUUACUCUUCCCGUCAACUGUGCACCGGAUGUUCAGCAGAACCCUCAAAUGCAGCCUAUGGGGCAGACAAGUGGCAAUAUUGGGGCGAAUUCAAGCCCACAUUCAGCUUGGGCAUAUCAAGUCAUCAAAACAGGACAGAAGCGUCCACAAGAUGAAAAUGUUGUUCCCAUCGGUGAGGUGAGUCCAACAAAGAAAUCUCAUCCAUUUACACCUUAGGGUUCCAACUAACAAGAAGAAAUUUCCCAGAUUAUCCCGUGAAGGGCUUCAACAUUAAAAUUUCAGUUGUCUUUUUUUCUUUUAUUAUGAAGUAUUUUUUUAUAUUCCUUCCUUUGAAGUUAAUAAAUGUUUUCUUUUCAUUAAAAAA